Molecule: messenger RNA, 2049 nt
Organism: Cottoperca gobio
Lineage: Eukaryota; Metazoa; Chordata; Actinopteri; Perciformes; Bovichtidae
Exons: 4
Coding region: 120-1727 (535 amino acids)
Source: RefSeq, a predicted model, not a curated record
UUUUAGCAACGGAAGUCCUUAUUUUCAUGUUCCGUUGAUUUCUGCUUUUUGAGGUUCGCUUUCAUCGAGAAGAAGUCAAAACAUUUCCAUUUAAAAUGACAUAGUCCUACGUGUUCAAGAUGUCUAACACCAAACUACUGCAGUUACGGAGCUUUUUAACGGAGCGCUUUUCUGCUGUGGCCGCGGAGAUAUUUGGAGAAAUCGAAACUGUAGUGGAGGCGUGUAAUGAGGAAAACAAACGCCUGCGGGAUGUGUUGCACAUGGUGCUUAACCCCGAGAUAAAGUUAUCAAAGAUAGAUGUUGGCCAAUACACUGGAGCAACAGAUGAGCCCUCUAAGCUGAACUCUAGGCAGGACCAGGAAACACCAGAGCCACUGCCUAAAAAAGUUAAAGAAGAGAAUAUUGAAUAUGACAUAAAUUGGGGAUCAGAACAACAACAAGGGCCGGGGGAAGUUAAUAACUUUAUUACCCCAGAGCGUGUGAAAACUGAAACCGAAGAAGAAAACGCAAGCAUGCCCUUCAUCACUAACUCAUUUCAUAUCACAGGUGUUGAGUUCAAUCCCAACUCUUCAGGUACUGAUGAAGAGAAGGACAGUUACCCACCGGACUUGGAUGCAAUCACAGAUUACCCACAGAUAUCCAGCAUGAAUGAAACUCAGGAACCUCAAAAACAUUAUAAAAUGUCAACAAGAAGCUUAACGAAGCCAAAGUUGUCCCUGCAGAAAACGAUGCUAGAAUUACCAAGAAUGGUGCCGCACCAAUCUGUCGCUCCUACCUCAACUGACUGCCAGUCCUUUUUGGCAAGGCUCACCGAAGCCUUCAAGGAUUUUCCAGAUGACAAGAAGCCUCUGAUAACCAAAAUGGGCCUCACAAAUAAUGUGGAAUUAGUGGACUGUGUAUUGGGUAAAGUCCCUAAAGGUAGCCCCCUGUCCUACCAGUGCCGCGUGCCAUCAGGUCGGGAUUACAAGAUUUAUGACGAUGCUCCCCCCCGGCCUCUGCUUCCCCUGGCUAACCACAGUCUGGAGCCAUUGUUGGCUCUUCCUAUCCUCAGUGUGAGGGAGCAGGAACACAUUGACGUCAUGCAGAUCACCUGGGAGGCAGCACGCAGUCUGGAGCACUCCACACGUGGACGCAAGGAGGCAGUAGAGGAGCUGCGAAAUCUGCGCCUGACAAGCCGUUUCAGGGAGAUCUGCAAUCUUAAACCAGGAAUGAGCAAUGCGGAGCACCUGAUAUUCAAGAUGCGGAAAGGAUUCCACAGGGGCAAGGCGGCUCAGAUAGAGGACGAGAUGAAGGCCGAAGCACUCCGGGAGUACUGUAAGCAUUUGUGCGUCAACUGGUCCACCUGCGGUUUGGUUGUCCAUCCGAAUGCUCCGUGGCUGGGGGCGCUGCCUGACGGGUUGGUGUACGACCCCAAGGAGACACCCAGUUACGGGCUGGUGCAUGUCAAAUGCAUUGGGGACCGGAGCUUCGUCGAGUGCAAUUUCCUGUUCUAUCAGGACGGAGUCUUGCAACUGAAGAGGACCCACUCGACCUACUGGCACAUCCAAGGAGAGAUGAUGGUGACGGGCACGGAGUGGUGUGAUCUGUUGGUGUUCUCCAAAGAAGACAUGCUGGUUCAUCGCAUCUACCGAGACACGGCUAUCAUCAAGGUCAUGAAGAAGAAGUUAGAUGAUUUCUUUUUCUAUUACUACCUGCCAUGUCUGUUUAAAACAGAUGGCAUGGUUUGAGUUUUGUCACACUUCUGUCGUACAGUACUCGCUGUUCCCCUCAGGUCGUGAGUUUUAACAAAUAGCAAGCUACUUGAACGUGAUUAAUGAAAAACUACUGGCCUCAUUUGCAUGAAACUUGGUGGAAGGGUGUAGCAUGGGCCAAGGAAGAACCACUGUUGAGACAGCCAGAUCCCUGAUGCAAUUCAAAGCUUAAGUUUAUAUUUGCCAUCUUUCCCCUUCUUACUACUCUCCAAAGCUGCCCUGUUGUAGGACUGCACCGUCUGUAAAUAUUCUUUUUUUAUUAUUAUUGAUUAAUCUGCUGAUCUUUUAAGUGUCAGAA